UUGAGGUUAACUAUUUACAUUGAUUUUCUUUUCUUGAGAGGAAUACCUGUAAGAAAUACACUGACGGAUAAUGGAGAGAAAUGUUCUGGUGACCAUGCUAUCAUCGUCAUCGCCAUCAUCAUCACCUUUGUAUUGUUCGGAGGUUUUGUAUGCAAGAUCAUGUGGUACAUCUUCUUGCUCCUUUUCGACUUCAGCAACGCUAAUGGUGUUCCAGGUCUUGAUUGUGAUUUCAAGUCCGGUUUUUGUGGGUGGGACGAUAGCAGCAAACUACGAAAAUCUGUAUACAGCGAUGGAAAACCUAUGCAGUUUGAGAAUCCAUUCAAAAACGAAAAUACAACAUAUCAUACGACAAAAUCCAUGGCUCUGUUUAGAUGGAGAUACCGAAGCAAGUAUGAAUGGGGAGAUCGAUACAAGGCGAUUGUCUAUUCUUUAACAUCCCGGACGAUGUGCCCCCAUUGUUUUGGCGUAGCAGAUUUAGUGAGUCCAACAAUCCAAGAAUCACUGGCACCUAGAAGAUUUUGUUACACUUUCUGGAUUAAAAGGAGUGCCUAUCUGACAGUUUCAUUCAUCACCGACUACAGGGAGCCGUAUAUAAAUCAAUAUAUUCAGAAAACACACUUCGAUUCUAAAUCUCAAUACUUUUCCACAUCAUGUAUUGAUAUCGACGCUGGAACGGAAGUCAAGAUUGUCUUACGAGCAGCUUAUGUCCCAAAAUCAUCAGGUUUCGUGAUUAUUUCUCGUGUGAAAAUGGCAGAGGGGUUUUCGUGGGGUAGAUGUCCAGACAAUGCGCCCUUCGAGUGUGAAAGCGGUGAAUGUAUUCAUCCAUCAGUCAUUUGCAACCACCAGAGCGAUUGUGUGGAUAAAUCUGAUGAAAUCUACUGCAAUGGACCAAGGCUUUUUGAUAGAUGCAGUAAUUCACUGUCAAACUCCACUUCUGACGAUGAAGAAACUCAAGACAACCCAAAGCAGAGCUCUAAUCCAGAUUCUUUUCAUUGCAUUUCGUCUUCGUGUCCACAUGGCUGUACCUGCAGCGGUCUAUCUAUCGUCUGCCAUUUCUUAAAUCAUUCCAUAGACUUUUCCAUUUAUAACUCUCUCACUUUGAAGAAUAUCAGCAAAUCGCUAGAACUGACUAGUUUUUCAAAAUUCCCUAACUUAGCCCAAUUAUAUAUAGAAAAAAGUACAAUGGAAUUUCUGACUGUAAGUAACAUCACUACUUUAAAAGUAGUAUCGUUACAAAACAGCAAAAUAGAUGUCGUUGUCAUAGAAACGCCUCAUGAACUAACCAAAUUCGAUAUAUUAGAAUGUGAAAUCCUAAACUGUUCUAUGAUUGGAAACUACAGUUUGCUUUCGUAUUUUAAUUCAAGGGGAAAUGUCCCAAAAUAUUGGGAAGUAGAAGUGAUUAAACACCUCAACUUCAACGUUUGGAAUUUAACAAACCCAGAAAACAUCACCAUUAUGUCUUCCCUUACGCUUAAUGCAUCCCACGGAGAUUUGACCAAUGAUUUUAGUAAUCACGGGGCAAUGGUUGAAGAUGUAAGCUACAACAGACUCCAGACCUACAGCUUGUCCAUGCGAGUCAAAUAUCUUUACUUAGCAAAUAACAAUCUGUCCAGUGUCCCACGUCCCAUGGGCAAAGAAAUGAAAAUAAUUCUAAGAUACUUAGAUCUGUCAGGUAAUCGGAUUGUCCAUUUACAGAAGGAUUCCCUCUCUAGAUUGUUUGACCUCUGCUUUUUAAAUCUUAGUUCCAAUGAUAUGCUGACAAUAGAAGAAAAUAGUUUUUACAAUUUAGGCAAACUUCUUACAUUAGAUUUGUCCAAAAACCGUUUAACUCAUCUUGCAAGAGCCCACUUCGAUGGGUUAUCAGAAUUAAAGGACCUGUGCUUAAGUGGAAAUAAUAUUGUUAUUAUUUCUGAUAUGUUUGCAUUCCUUCACAAUCUUCAAUACCUUCAGGUUGACACAUUCGGAUUAUGUUGCGCAAAACCCAUCCAUGGCAAAUACGUGUCAUGCGAAUCUCCCGAAAACGAGAUUUCAUCCUGCGAAAAUUUAAUCGACGUCCCCAUUCUCACAGUCGGAAUAUGGUACAUUGCUCUCAUGGCAUUUUUUGGAAACUUCUUCGUGAGUUCCUAUCGUCUUUUGACAAUCAACAAAAGAACCGUCAGCUCUCAAACCAUAUUGACCUUAAAUUUGAGUUUAGCUGACCUCUUAAUGGGUAUAUAUCUGUUUAUUCUAGCCGGUGCCAACUUUAAAUAUAUAGGAACAUAUGGGUUUAACGACGCUAGGUGGCGACAUAGCGGCACGUGCUCUCUGGCAGGCACUCUCUCCACGCUCUCUAGUGAGGCGUCUGCUUCCUUUGUUCUCUUGAUAACAAUGGACCGGGUGAUAGCAAUCAAAUACCCAUUCUCCUCUUGGAAAUUUACUCCAAAGAAAUCUACCCUCUUCUGCUCUGUUGUUUGGGUUUCCUGUUUGAUUUUUGCAGUUGUUCCUCUGUCGAAUGAAGGCUACUUCCAUGGAUACUAUUCUUCCUCUAGCAUUUGUAUUUCACUGCCCCUAUCAAUCAGAAGGAAACCGGGAUGGGAAUACUCCAUGAUCUUGUUUGUCGGCCUCAACUUUCUGAUUUUCUUGGGAAUUCUUAUUGGUCAGAUAAUGAUCUUUAUUGAAGUCAUCAAGUCUGGUAAACAAGUUAGAUCAACCGUAGCCAAACAAAGAGAGAUAACUCUAGCCAAAAGAUUAGCCUCCAUUGUGAUUACGGAUAUGAUAUGCUGGGCCCCGAUUGGAGUCAUCGGUAUGAUGACGUUUUUUGGCAUUGAUGUUAACGAUGACGUGUAUGCUUGGAUCAUAGUGAUCGUGCUUCCGGUAAAUUCAGCCUUAAAUCCGAUUCUGUACACACUAUCGGCUCUCGUUAAUAUUGGAAAGAAAGGCGACGCGCUAGACAGGGAGAUGUCGGUAUCAUUGUCCAUGACGUCAUUCCACAACAGAAGAAAAACAGUCGAAACACAGACGGACGCUGAAGAUCAGGAUGCACUAGACAAGAUAUUAUAAGCGAGGGACAAAUGCUACCGAAUAGUGGAAAACACAGAAUAUCAAAUAGCAUUAGUAGAAGUUCACUGUAAACCCAGUACUGUCUGCCAGACAAUGUAUAAGAGGAACGCGUACACAGUAUAUUUGUUGUAUAUUGUGUUAAGUCCCAUUUGAGAAGAUUUUUCACUUUUGUAAAUACGUCAUCGGAUAUGAUUACAUAGGAUGUGCCUGUUGCCCGAUCCUUUUCGGUUUCUCACGGGAUAUAAAUAGGACAGCCGGUUACGAACUCCCAGAGUACUAUAUCGCGAGAGAGAACAAUACAAUUAUAUCAUUCAAUUGCAAUCGAUGAGCGUACGAUGGAAGUGAAAACAGUGUCUAUAUAUUGUUUCCGUUUCAAUUGAAUCAGUGUAUAUAACAUUUUAUAUAAGAUCAAAAUGCACAGUCAUAAUUUAUGAUAGUUUCUUUUAAAUAAACAAAAUCAAUUUGA
This is a messenger RNA of Ostrea edulis (European flat oyster), 3505 nucleotides long. Its product is annotated as G-protein coupled receptor GRL101-like. Gene Ontology annotation, biological process: G protein-coupled receptor signaling pathway. Gene Ontology annotation, cellular component: membrane. The transcript is spliced from 9 exons. Bases 160 to 3039 code for a protein of 959 amino acids. NCBI's taxonomy places the organism in Eukaryota, Metazoa, Mollusca, Bivalvia, Ostreida, Ostreidae. Gene Ontology annotation, molecular function: protein-hormone receptor activity; G protein-coupled receptor activity; protein binding. The record is from RefSeq and is a predicted model, not a curated record.